AAGAUAUACACUAAAUACAUACACACACAUUAUACAUAUACAUAUAUAUAUAUAUAGAGAGAGAGAGACAAAGAGAAAGAGAUGGAGGAGGGGCAUUAUGUAAGAUUGGAAGAUGAACACCACGACCAACAUCAAGAUCCUGUCCCUACCUCUCUUCUAGUUUCUCUGUAUAUUGGCCACUUCUUAUCCCGAUGGGGUGCCAGGACAUGGGAUUUUUCGGUCGGGUUGUACAUGAUAAAUGUUUGGCCAGAUUCUUUGCUUAUGGCUGCAGCCUAUGGCGUGGUCGAGUCAGCAACGACCGCCUUAUUUGGCCCCCUAGUAGGCCAAUGGAUAGACAACUCCACAUAUCCAAAGGUUCUAAGAGUUUGGCUGUUAACACAAAACCUCUCCUUUAUCGUUGCGGGUGUCACGGUGGUCGGACUUUUAAUCUCUCCGGACAUGCGGGUCACCAACGCCAAUACAUUUACUUUGCUCAUUGUGCUGACCAAUCUCUCCGGAGCUGUAGCAGUUCUUUCAAGUCUUGCAGGGACCAUCUUGAUUGAAAGAGAAUGGGUGGUUGUUAUAUCAGAAGGGCACUCUUCAAACAUGCUAACAAAGUUGAAUUCAAGAAUCCGAAGAAUCGAUCUAAUAAGCACCUUAUUCGCGCCAGUCGUAACAGGAUUCAUCAUCAGUUUUAUCUCAAUGGUUGCAUCGGCUGUCGGUUUAGCAAUCUGGAACAUACUUUCGGUUUUCUUGCAGUACUGGUUUCUAAACUCUGUAUACAAAGGGAUCCCAGCUCUACAAGAAAGAAGCCGAAAACGGGAACUACAGUUCAAAACCAAACCAGAUAAUCAAGAACAAGCUCCUUCUACUUCUCAGGAACAAACUGACCGACAUCAUGAUUCUUCAGAUUGUGUUUCUUCGGGUAGUUUGGUUAGAAAAUUUGUUAAAAGGGUGUCUGAAAGUCCGUUUAUUCAUGCGUGGCGAGUGUACCUUCAACAAGAUGUUGUUCUCGCAGGACUAUCUUUAGCUAUACUCUAUUUUACGGUCCUCAGUUUUGGGACUUUGAUGACUGCGACAUUGGAAUGGGACGGAAUACCAGCAUACAUAAUUGGUACGGGAAGGGGAAUAAGCUCGAUAAUGGGUAUCUCAGCCACGUUUGUGUAUCCUUUCAUGGAGAAUCGAAUAUCAACCCUUAGAACGGGCCUUUGGUCAAUCUGGUCACAGUGGACUUGCCUCUUGAUCUGUGUUGGCUCAAUAUGGGUUAAAAACAACAUGACAUCGGCUUAUUUUUUGAUGUCCGGAGUAGCAGUGUCACGUUUGGGGCUAUGGAUGUUCGAUCUAUCGGUCAUUCAACAAAUGCAGGAUCAAGUUCCCGAAUCCGAUAGAGCUGUCGUUGGUGGCGUACAAAACUCGGUUCAGUCUUUCUGGGACUUGAUGACAUACAUCAUGGGAUUGAUCAUAUCCAACCCUCAGGAUUUCUGGAAGUUGAUAUUGGUUUCGUUCGGGUUGGUGACGAUAGCGGCGGUUAUGUAUAGCAUACAUAUAUAUCGAGUUCGGAAACAUCUCUUUCACUUUGAGAAGUUGUUUAGUUAUGUUUCAUAAUUAUUUGUGAUUUUUUUAACCUUGUAACAUAAAUUCCAACUUAAUUAAAAGCAGGAGAAUUUAUAUAUUUUAUAGUUUUUAAUGUCA
Helianthus annuus (common sunflower) is the source of this 1671-nucleotide messenger RNA. RefSeq names its product solute carrier family 40 member 2. Gene Ontology annotation, biological process: iron ion transmembrane transport. The coding region runs from base 82 to 1584 and encodes 500 amino acids. The record is from RefSeq and is a predicted model, not a curated record. The transcript is spliced from 8 exons. Gene Ontology annotation, cellular component: membrane. Lineage: Eukaryota; Viridiplantae; Streptophyta; Magnoliopsida; Asterales; Asteraceae. Gene Ontology annotation, molecular function: iron ion transmembrane transporter activity.